UGGCAAUUGCCAACUGUAUUCCCUUGUAUUUUCUCUCUUUCUCUCUCUAUUACACUACACAACACAACACAACACAACACAACUUCGUCCCGCGAAUCUCGCUUUUUCUAAAUAAAAUUUAUCAAAAUCCAAUGAAUCAGCUUUUCUGUCCAGCUUUGGCCAUGUCACCACCCUUCUAGGAACGGUUAAACUUGAAACUUAAAGACACCUUGAAGAAGAAACAUUUGCAAUAUACUCACAAGAGAACGCUGAUAUUGCUCUACGUCAACGGCAAUCGCCGGUCCGGCCGACUAUUCACGUCGCUAUGGAAGCCUCUGGCGGAGGAGGAGCACCAGCUGACAUUGUCGCUCCGGCUGCAUUGCUACUAGAACUCGUCGGGGAGAUAAUCGGGAUGUUCGCCGGAAUUGGAAUCAUCGACCGUGAUCUAGUGUUUAGAAAGGAUUGUAUGGAUCUGGUACGGAGAAUUUCUUUGUUGACGCAUUUAUUGGAAGAGAUUAGAGAUUACAAAAGUGAAUCUGGUCCGUUGGAUGCGUCUAGUUCUUGUUCAUCAUCUUCUGGCAAUUGGUGCUCCGAUCUUUUUGGGGCUCUUCAGGCUGCUAAGCGUCUUCUAUCGGUUGCUGCCACUUUCAAAUCCAAUAAUAAUUCUGAUGGAGCUGCAAAGAAAAUUGCCUUCCAAUUUCAAUGUGUGACAUGGAAACUGGAAAAGGCAUUGGCUAGCAUACCGUACGAUCAGUUUGACAUCUCAGAGGAAGUACAAGAACAGGUUGCAUUGGUAAGAUCACAGUUGCAAAGAGCCUCAGAAAGAUAUGGGUCAAUGAAUUCAAGAGUAAUUUCUUUUACCUUAACUGCUGAUGCCAUGGACAAAGUAGUUGAUCAGGCUCAAAAGGGAAACAGGCUAACAAGGAGUGCACAUAUUGAGAAAACUUGUGAUUCCCAUCAUGAAGUUUUGGAAAAGCUAGACGCUGUUUCUGGAAGUGAUGGGUCAAAGAGCCAUGCUGCAGAUCAGGUCAUCAGUGAACCAAGUGAAGUUGAUCAAAGCAAGAAAAAUAAUUUGGCUUGCAAGAAUAUGGAAGACUUAAAGAAACCUGAUGCUCCCAUAAUUCCUGAUGACUUUUUAUGCCCUAUUUCUUUGGAAUUGAUGAGGGAUCCUGUAAUUGUGGCAACUGGACAGACUUAUGAGCGGUCUUAUAUUCAAAGAUGGAUAGACACUGGCAAUGUAACAUGUCCGAAAACGCAGCAAAAGCUUGAACACUUGACACUGACUCCAAAUUAUGUUUUGAGAAGUCUAAUAACUCAGUGGUGUGUGAAUCACAAUAUUGAGCAGCCAACUGGGUUAGCAAAUGGGAGAAUAAAAAAGAGCGAUGGAUCUUUUCGUGAUGUAAGUGGUGAUAUAGCAGCCAUCCAGGCACUUGUCCGCAAGCUCUCAAGCAGGUCUUUUGAUGAACGCAGAGCUGCUGUAUCUGAAAUCCGAUCCUUAUCUAAAAGAAGCACAGAUAACAGGAUACUAAUAGCAGAAGCAGGAGCUAUUCCUGUUCUAGUUAAUCUUUUAACUGCUGAAGAUGUAUCAGUACAAGAAAAUGCAGUUACCGCAAUUCUUAACCUCUCUAUAUAUGAAAAUAACAAGGGACUGAUAAUGCUUGCUGGUGCUAUUCCUUCAAUUGUCCAAGUUCUCAGAGCUGGGAGCAUUGAAGCAAAAGAGAAUGCAGCAGCAACACUUUUUAGCUUGUCACUUGGUGAUGAGAACAAAAUAAUAAUCGGUGCAUCGGGAGCGAUACCUGCUUUGGUAGAAUUGCUUGAAAAUGGGAGUCCUAGAGGGAAGAAAGAUGCUGCAACUGCCUUGUUCAAUCUGUGCAUUUAUCAAGGGAACAAGGGAAGGGCUGUAAGGGCUGGAAUUAUCCCAGCAUUGUUAAAGAUGAUCACAGAUUCAAGAAAUUGCAUGGCCAAUGAGGCGUUAACAAUUCUUUCUGUUCUAGCUAGCAACCAAGAUGCUAAGGUUGCCAUAGUAAAGGCUAGCACUAUACCUGUUCUCAUAGAUCUAUUGAGAACGAGCCAGCCACGCAACAAAGAGAAUGCAGCUGCCAUUUUGCUUUCCUUGUGCAAGAGAGAUCCUGAGAAUCUUACCUGCAUAAGUAGGCUCGGUGCCGUUAUACCAUUAAUGGAGCUAGCUAAAAGCGGCACUGAAAGGGCCAAGCGGAAGGCUACUUCGUUGUUGGAGCAUCUUCGAAAGCUACAGAACUCUAACAAUGGUAACUGAACCAAAAAGCUUGAUUUUUCAUUAAUUUUUUUGUUUCUUUUAUUCUAAUUAUUUGACAAUGAUUGCCACACCCACACCAUUCUAUUAUAUAGUGUGAUCCUGAGAACAUAAGCAUGAGAGACAAAGUCUUUCUCAUUGCUCUUUGUAUUUAUUUCCUUCUUCAUGCGUGUAAAAAUUACAAUUGAUAAUCUGUUUGUCAUGAUAAUAUUUGAUUAAUUAAAGAUUUCUUUUCUGUCUAA
Molecule: messenger RNA, 2493 nt
Organism: Jatropha curcas
Lineage: Eukaryota; Viridiplantae; Streptophyta; Magnoliopsida; Malpighiales; Euphorbiaceae
Product: U-box domain-containing protein 11
Biological process (GO): protein ubiquitination
Molecular function (GO): ubiquitin-protein transferase activity; protein binding
Source: RefSeq, a predicted model, not a curated record